CUGCAGUAGACCCGGCCAUGGCUCUGUAGCCCCGACCCCUUUGUGCCCCCGGCCCGUCUCCGCGCUCACCACGCCUGCGUUCUCCGCUGCCACCUUCUUUCUUCAGCGGAGGCCGCCGCCGCCUCUCCUUGCUGCAGCCAUGGAGUCUUCCACUUUCGCCUUGGUGCCUGUCUUCGCCCACCUGAGCAUCCUCCAGAGCCUCAUCCCAGCUGCUGGUGCAGCCUCUCCUGUUGCCAUCAGUGCCCAGCACCUGUGCUACAACCAUGUCACUCCUGGCGACCCUGGGGCUGGAGCUGGACAGGGCCCUGCUCCCAGCUAGCGGGCUGGGAUGGCUCGUAGACUAUGGGAAACUCCCCCCGGCCCCUGCCCCCCUGGCUCCCUAUGAGGUCCUUGGGGGAGCCCUGGAGGGCGGGCUUCCAGUGGGGGGAGAGCCCCUGGCAGGUGAUGGCUUCUCUGACUGGAUGACUGAGCGAGUUGAUUUCACAGCUCUCCUCCCUCUGGAGCCCCCCUUACCCCCAGGCACCCUCCCCCAACCUUCCCCAACCCCACCUGACCUGGAAGCUAUGGCCUCCCUCCUCAAGAAGGAGCUGGAACAGAUGGAAGACUUCUUCCUAGAUGCCCCGCUCCUCCCACCACCCUCCCCGCCGCCACCACCACCACUCCCACCAGCCCCCUCCCUCCCCCUACCCCUCCCCUCCUUUGACCUCCCCCAGCCCCCUGUCUUGGAUACUCUGGACUUGCUGGCCAUCUACUGCCACAACGAGGCCAGGCAGGGGGAGGUGGGGAUGCCGCCUCUGCCCCCGCCACAGCAGCCCCCUCCUCCUUCUCCACCUCAACCUUCUCGCCUGGCCCCCGACCCACAUCCUGCCACCACCCGAGGGGACCGCAAGCAAAAGAAGAGAGACCAGAACAAGUCGGCGGCUCUGAGGUACCGCCAGCGGAAGCGGGCAGAGGGUGAGGCCCUGGAGGGCGAGUGCCAGGGGCUGGAGGCACGGAAUCGCGAGCUGAGGGAACGGGCAGAGUCUGUGGAGCGCGAGAUCCAGUACGUCAAGGACCUGCUCAUCGAGGUGUACAAGGCCCGGAGCCAGAGGACCCGUAGCUGCUAGAAGGGCAGGAGUGUGGCUUCUGGGGGCUGGUCCUCAGCUCUGGCCCCAUCAUCCCCCUGCCUCCACCUUCAUUCCAAACCCCUCUCGGCCGGGCGCAGUGGCUUAUGCUUGUAAUCCCAGCACUUUGGGAGGCCAAGGCAGGAGGAUCGUUUGAGGCCAGGAGGUCAAUACCAGCCUGGGCAACAUAGUAAGACCCUGUCUCUAUUAAAAGAAAAAAAUCAACCCUUCUUCCCCACAAAACCACCCAACUCCUCUCUACUUUUAUCCUUUCAUCCUCUCUCUGCUUUUAUCACCUCUCUUGCGUAUUUCUGGAUCUUCUUCCCUCUUCUCUCGUCCAAAUCAUGAAAUGUUUGGCCUUAGUCAAUGUCCAUGCCGAGGCACUGAGGCCCACAGGGAAGCAGCUGGGAGCUUGGAAACCUGGUCUCUUGAAUUUCAAACCUGGUUUCUUGCAGGUGGUUGUCGGGUGGGUGGAGUGGCGACAGGACAGAGUUGAAGGACUAUGCAAACGAGGAAGUAAGUCAGGGCGGGCUUUGAGAAGGGUACCCAUAUCCUACAGGCAAAAAGCAGGCUAGGCGACCUUGGGGACACUACGCUAAGGGAGGGAGCCUAAAGGCAGCCGGGUUUGCAGUGCGGGAAGAUGAGCAGGCCAGUGGGAGGGGGGCAGGGCAGGGCUGUAGUUGGUGACUGGGUGUUCAUUUUAGCUCUGAGAAAAAAAUCAGUGUUUUGUGAAUGUGUUGGAGAGGGGCUGUGUCUGGGUGAGGGAUGGUGGGGUACUGAUUUUUUGGGGAGGUUAUGAGCAAAAAUAAAACAUUUCCUCUGGCCUGUG
Symphalangus syndactylus (siamang) is the source of this 1932-nucleotide messenger RNA. It is a transcript of the gene ATF5, whose product is annotated as activating transcription factor 5. The record is from RefSeq and is a predicted model, not a curated record. Gene Ontology annotation, biological process: regulation of transcription by RNA polymerase II. NCBI's taxonomy places the organism in Eukaryota, Metazoa, Chordata, Mammalia, Primates, Hylobatidae. Gene Ontology annotation, molecular function: DNA-binding transcription activator activity, RNA polymerase II-specific; RNA polymerase II transcription regulatory region sequence-specific DNA binding. Gene Ontology annotation, cellular component: nucleus.